Trichomonas vaginalis G3 is the source of this 1056-nucleotide messenger RNA. Its product is annotated as spectrin binding. The transcript has a single exon. The record is from RefSeq and is a predicted model, not a curated record. The coding region runs from base 1 to 1056 and encodes 351 amino acids. Gene Ontology annotation, molecular function: protein binding. Lineage: Eukaryota; Parabasalia; Trichomonadida; Trichomonadidae.
AUGAAAAGAAAUAUUGAAAUUCGCUUUAUAAAUGCAAUCCAAAACGGGAAACUCGAUGAGGUAAAGUCAUUUUGGCUCAAGCCCUCAGAGAUUGACAAGCCUUUUUACAUCCAAAAACUUGUUAAAGUUGUAAAUAAAUCAAAAAUUUACCCAUUUAGCUAUAUUAGCGAACCAACACCUCUGAUUUUAGCAAUAUUAUGCGAGCAACCUGAAAUAUUGCAAUAUUUAAUUGAUACUUUUCAUCCAUCAUUUUCUUUGUCAAUAAAUGGCUGGUUACCAAUUCAUUACGCAGCUUGCACCGGAGAUUACAAGUGUUUGCAAGUUCUUUUGCAAUACGAAUCAAUACAAGAAAAUAUAGAUGUUGGAAUCAAAGUUUCUGGUUCUAAAUCAACAAAUACAGCCCUUCAUGUAGCUGUUUCCAACCAUUUGCAUGCGCAAACUCUCUUGCUUUCAUCUCCUUUGCCCGAUAUUAUUUUUGAUAAAAACAAUAAAAGACUUGAAACUCCAUUAAAAUCCCCUUACAAACCAGCUAAUCCACUUCUCCUUACAUCUACUGGAUGUUCGCCUCUUCAUCUCGCUGUCAAAUGCUCAGAUAUCGAUAUGAUCAAAAUUUUACUCCAUAUCAAGUCAGAUCUCUCUAUUAAGAACAACGAUGGAUUUACAGCACUCGAAAUGGCAAAAGAUUCUGGAGAUCAAGAAAUAAUCAAAUUAUUAGAAAUUGGAACAUGUGACGAAGAUUUGACCUCUAAUUACAUAAAGUCAGUCGAAAAACAAGAAGUUGACUCAAAUCCAAGCGAAGUUGUUGUCCAACAAACAGAAUCUGCACCAAAAGUUGAAGAAACAGCUUCUAGAGAAGAAGUUAAGAAGCUUAGUAACUCUGUCAACAAUGUGGCGAUGAUUGUUCAAGAAUUACAAAGAAGAGUUGAUGCAAUCGAAUCUGAGAACAAAAAGCCGGAAUUUGACGUUUGUUGCCUUUGUGGUAACAUUACAACAUCUCAUUGCAACAAAUGCAAUAACUGUAUUUGUGAAAAUUGCUUACAAAAUCACUCUUGUUAA